AGCCAUUUCGGCUCAAGGCCGGUCGCGGCCCAUCAUGCUUUACAGAUCCAAUACUUUACCCCGGUCCUCGUUCGGGCUUCAUUCUUGGGGUCAGAAUGGACGAUCUCAUAUCCUCGCUUGCCAACAUCGUCCAGGUGUCGGACAUCGGCUUCGAGAGCCGUACCAACUCUGUCAGUCAGGCCUUCGAGCGCAAUCUGGCAGAGGCUUCGUACAGGAUCCAGCGUCAGCAGUUGCAUCGCGAGGACAUUAGGGACCUCAUGGAGCUCACUGUCGGGCGCAUGGACCUGUACCACGUCGUAGGCACCCUGCUUCUCACCUUCUGCAUCUCCUGGUACACGGAGAACGGCAUAGUUUCCAGCCCGCUGCCCAAGUGGUUCGCAACGCUCUUCCUCAUCAGCAACUUCUGCGCGGUCGGCUACCUCAUCUUCUCCGUGUGGCUCGCGAUGCACGCCUCCAUCAUCGCCCACUCCGUGGGCGUCCGGCUGCUCACCAGCUUCGCGCGCUUGUCUAUACCCUCGAAGGCGGAGCUGGACAGCAUGCGGACGUCGAUCUACCCCUUCCUCCAGACCUUCCUGGACCUGGGGGCGAGGCUGCUCUCCUCGGCCCCCGCGGGCGCCGCGGGAGGCGACGCGCCGGCCAGGAGACCCCGAGCAGGAAGCAGUCCGAGGCGUGGAGGAGCCGCAGGGGCAGCUCCUUCGACGCCGCCGACCAGAAGAGCUCCGCGGCGGUCGGAGAGGCCAGGACGACCCGCGUCGCGACCGCCGCGCCCACUCCUCCUCCCUCCUCCCUCCUCCCUCCCUCCCUCCCCCUCCUCUUUCCUCCUCCCCCUCCUCCUCCUCUUCCUCCUCCUCCUCCUCUUCUUCCUCUCCUCCUCC
Prorocentrum cordatum is the source of this 875-nucleotide messenger RNA. The record is from the annotation of a GenBank genome assembly. NCBI's taxonomy places the organism in Eukaryota, Dinophyceae, Prorocentrales, Prorocentraceae.